Heterocephalus glaber (naked mole-rat) is the source of this 1262-nucleotide messenger RNA. It is a transcript of the gene Med22, whose product is annotated as mediator complex subunit 22. Gene Ontology annotation, biological process: regulation of transcription by RNA polymerase II. Gene Ontology annotation, molecular function: transcription coregulator activity. Lineage: Eukaryota; Metazoa; Chordata; Mammalia; Rodentia; Bathyergidae. The record is from RefSeq and is a predicted model, not a curated record. Gene Ontology annotation, cellular component: mediator complex.
CGGGACUCCUUAAAUCCUUCGGUCGGGAACGGUGCUUAGAGCGACUUCGCGCUCAGCCAGGAGGUGGGGCGGGGCGGAGAGGCCGUUGUGGGUCGCUUGGUCCCGCAGAACCGUCGGGUCCCUGGCCUCCACUGCGCUGCCUGAGCCUGUCAUGGCCCAGCAAAGAGCCCUACCCCAGAGCAAGGAGACGCUGCUGCAGUCCUACAACAAGCGGCUGAAGGACGACAUCAAAUCCAUCAUGGACAACUUCACUGAGAUCAUCAAGACCGCCAAGAUCGAGGAUGAGACGCAGGUGUCACGGGCCACUCAAGGUGAACAGGACAAUUAUGAGAUGCAUGUGCGAGCUGCCAACAUCGUCCGAGCAGGUGAAUCCCUGAUGAAGCUGGUGUCCGACCUCAAGCAGUUCCUGAUCCUCAACGACUUCCCAUCAGUGAACGAGGCCAUCGACCAGCGCAACCAGCAGCUGCGCACCCUUCAGGAGGAGUGUGACCGGAAGCUCAUCACCCUGCGGGAUGAGGUCUCCAUCGACCUGUACGAGCUGGAGGAGGAGUAUUACUCAUCCAGCUCAAGUCUUUGCGAAGCUAAUGACUUGCCUCUGUGCGAAGCUUACUGGAGGCUGGACCUGGACACAGACUCUGCUGAUGGCCUCUCGGCCCCUCUGCUGGCAUCCCCAGAGCCUGGCACUGGCCCCCUGCAGGUUGCAGCCCCUGCCCACUCCCAUGCUGGUGGCUCCGGCCCCACAGAGCAUACCUGAGCUUCCUGGGAUGCCCUCCCUGCGCCCCUGCUUUAUCAGGAACAGAGUCCAGUGCCCCCCCCAUGCCCCCUGCAGCCUCACUUCUUAGAGACCCCGGGACCCAGGAGCCCCUGUGACCUCCUUGGGAAGCUCCCGGGACGCUGGGCAGAGCUGUUCCAGCUGCUUCCAGGGUGGCCUGUCGUCAUCUCCAGCUGCUGCCUUCUGGGCUGGCCAGGUGGGAGGAAGUUGAGGCCCUGGACUGGGCAGGGAGCUUGACUGACAGCAGAAGGCACCUCACUGAGUUUAAAACUGGGGGCCGCCCAAAGUGCAUGGCCAAGCCCCGCCUCCCGUCCUCGGGCCAUGGUGCCUUGCAGAGCCCUCCCACUGCCUUUUGCCCUGGUAUACCCUUCUGUGCCAUGGAUUGGGUACCCUGGCAGGCCCCUGUGGGGGCUUCUCCCCAUAUCCUGUUGCCAUGUCUGUUCUGCCACUUUUGUAAUGAGACUGAAUAAAAACACUGCCACUCUUUCAA